GAGGCAGUUAAAGAUAGAGAAGUGUAUUGGAGAUCAUAGAAAAUGUUACAGGUUGGGUUAUUAGCUUCAUUUCUCCUCUUCUUCCUUCUCCCAAUCUUUGUUUUCUUCUUCAUUAACACUCUCAGUAGCUUUCUGGGUAGUAAAAAAUCCUCUUCACAGUCUAAUAAACUACCCAGAUCUUACCCAUUGAUCGGUUCAUCAAUCGCCAUUUUUGUGAACGAGAAGCGGCGGAACCAAUGGAUCACAGAUGUUCUCAAACACUCCCCAACCAAAACCUUCGUUCUUCGUCGUGCUUUUGGUGAUUCAAGGAUCUUUACUGCUAACCCUUCUAAUGUCCAACACAUUCUCAAGACCCAAUUCUAUCUCUACCCCAAAGGUGGCUUCGUUCGCCAGAGUCUCUCAGAUUUCCUCGGUUCCGGCAUCCUCAAUGCCGACGGUGGUAACUGGAAAUUUCAGAGACAAAUCUCUAGCCAUGAAUUCAACACCAAAUCGCUUCGCAAAUUUGUCGAAUCUGUUGUUGAAUCCGAACUAUCAGAACGCCUGGUACCUAUCCUCUCAAAUGCCGCUGCUGAGAAGUCCGUUCUUGAUCUACAAGACAUUCUGCAAAGGUUUGCGUUCGACAAUAUCUGUAAAAUUGCUUUUGGGUUCGAUCCAGAGUACUUAUCACCUUCACUCCCAAAAGCUGAAUUCGCUGCCGCAUUUGAUGAGGCUGUACUGAUAAGCGGGAUACGGAUGAACUGCGCAUUCCCGGCUCUAUGGAAGCUGAAACGGGCACUGGGUAUAGGGCAUGAGAGACAGCUCCGAUUGGCAACCUCGCGAGUUCGUGGGUUUGCAGGGGAGGUUGUAAACGAAAAGAAACGUGAGCUUAAAGAAAGAUCUUCGUUAGAAACUUCAGAUCUCCUCUCGAGAAUCUUGUGUUCUGGGCAUUUGGAUGAGAAUUUUGUUACAGAUAUGGUGAUUAGCUUCAUUUUAGCCGGACGGGAUACUACAUCGGCGGCUUUAACUUGGUUUUUCUGGUUAAUUUCUGGGAAUUCUCGUGUAGAAGAUGAGAUAGUAAAGGAGAUAAGGGAGAAGCGAGAAGAACUUGAUUAUGAUGAAGUGAAGGACAUGGUGUAUACUCAUGCCGCCCUUUGCGAGAGCAUGCGUUUGUACCCACCAGUUCCAAGUGAUACCAAGGAGGCCGCAGGAGACGAUGUGUUACCAGAUGGAACCAUUGUGAAGAAAGGAAUGACAGUGAUUUAUCAUCCUUAUGCCAUGGGAAGGAUGGAGGAGGUUUGGGGAUCAGAUUGGUCGGAAUUUAAGCCGGAGAGGUGGCUGAUGAGAGAGGAAGAGGGAGGGAAAUGGAGUUUUGUAGGGAGGGAUCCAUAUACUUAUCCGGUGUUCCAAGCAGGGCCGAGGAUAUGUUUAGGGAAGGAUAUGGCGUUCUUGCAGAUGAAGAGGGUGGUCGCUGGUGUGUUGAGCCGGUUCAGGGUUGUGCCGGUGGUAGUGGAGGAGGGGUUUGAGCCGGUAUAUGUUUCUUACUUGACUUCCAAAAUGAAAGGUGGGUUUCCAGUGAAGAUGGAGGAAAAGGGAUAAGGUGGUGGACCACUUUCUGUGGACCACUCCCUCUUUUCCUCCAGACAUGGGGUUGCAGGUUGCAGGUUGCAGGUUGCAGGUUGCAGGUUGCCGUUACUUUUUUUCUCUCACUUUCUGUGGUUGUAGUUCAGUUAAGUUCGUUAAUUGUCUGAUUUUUCUUUUCCACUUGUGUUCCUUGACGUCAGGAGACCCGCUUGUACUGUGUCAGAGGUUACAAACAUAGGGGUAGAAAUCGUCUGAAAUUCUCAUCUUGUAUAAUUUUAUACAAUUUCACCCUAAAUGGUUGACACGUGUAAAUAUUCCAUA
Macadamia integrifolia is the source of this 1881-nucleotide messenger RNA. RefSeq names its product cytochrome P450 94A2-like. The transcript has a single exon. Lineage: Eukaryota; Viridiplantae; Streptophyta; Magnoliopsida; Proteales; Proteaceae. The coding region runs from base 43 to 1575 and encodes 510 amino acids. Gene Ontology annotation, molecular function: heme binding; monooxygenase activity; oxidoreductase activity, acting on paired donors, with incorporation or reduction of molecular oxygen. The record is from RefSeq and is a predicted model, not a curated record.